AUGAGACAGAAAACCAUGCAGCAAAUCAUCCCGAGCCAGUUCAUUCACAAGGAUAAGCUGGAAGACUUCCUCUCGACCAAGAACGAGGCUGGAUCCUUCAAGGUGACAAGGAAGCUCGACAAAUACCACAUCCAAUAUGUCGUUUGCAAUGGCCAUUCUCCACAGGGACUGAAAUGGGUAUAUACUCCCUUUUCUUUUGGA
Capronia coronata CBS 617.96 is the source of this 201-nucleotide messenger RNA. RefSeq lists its product as uncharacterized. NCBI's taxonomy places the organism in Eukaryota, Fungi, Ascomycota, Eurotiomycetes, Chaetothyriales, Herpotrichiellaceae. The annotation marks the transcript as partial. The transcript has a single exon. The record is from RefSeq and is a predicted model, not a curated record.